Molecule: messenger RNA, 310 nt
Organism: Suhomyces tanzawaensis NRRL Y-17324
Lineage: Eukaryota; Fungi; Ascomycota; Pichiomycetes; Serinales; Debaryomycetaceae
Exons: 1
Source: RefSeq, a predicted model, not a curated record
AUUACUGUUUCAUUACAUGUGUGAUGCCGUUGCAAAAUUCGGCGUGGCACUCCAUUCAUGGUAUGGGUCAUUUGCACGCUGGAUGUAUGGGGGACCAUCUUUGCCGUGGUGCCGUGUGUGCAUCUGUUGAGGAAAUAUUGGUUGCUCUGGCGCGCUUCCACAUCGAUCCGACAUUUACGGUUGUGUCUCAAAUAGUUUUGUGUAACGACUCGUGCAGUAAUUGAGUUUGAUACACCCCGGCCCGACACCAAAUUCUCUACUAUUAUCCCACCCCCCCUGUUUCUCAGUUACCGCAAUAGUCAACUUAUCC